AUGUGCCUGUCGUGCGGCCUGAUCCACUGCUCCCGCAGCGAGAAUCAAGAUGCAUUGCGGCACUACAGCCUCUACAAGUCCCACUGCAUCGCCAUGAGCUGCAACGAUACGAGUGUUUUUUGCUACGAAUGUGACGAGUUCAUCUGCGACGACACCGAGGAUAGCAAGAUUGAUUCGGUGCGCCGCUCCCUGCGCACGUAUAACAAAGCAAGGGCCGCCGAUCAUUUAUAUUCGCUAAACUAUCAUUCCUAUGAAGACGGGCUCGAUUCGCAGGGUGAGGAGGGGACGGAGGAGGAGGAUGUCUGCGUCGUUCAUUCUACGUCACCGCAUUCCGCAAUUUUCGUCGUGGACGAGGAAAGCGCUUCCGUGCCAGAAGAUGACAUCUCCAUCGGCGGCCUGGCCAUCCGCACCCCUCCCGUCAAACAAGGGCCCCUUCACAUCUCCGCCUCGGCCCCCGCCCUCGGCAAGGUCGGCCCAUGUGUCGUCAAAGGAGGCCAUAUGCUGAGAGCACGGAAGAGAAAGAUCUCCCCACAACCGAUCAACCCACUCGACGGGGCCGCGCAUCGUGAUGUGCCGUACUUGGAAUUCAAGCGACGCGGACUGGCGAAUCUGGGCAACACCUGCUUCGUCAAUGCCGUGCUCCAGGCCCUGACUUCAAUCGACUGGUUCCGCGAGUUCAUGGCCGCACUGCCACUCCUCGAGGCCGACACCAUCGAGCCGCCGUCAGAAUUCCGGGCCAAGAAGCCCUUCUACCACACGCGGAGGGCGACCGCGCAAAUCGAGAGCGCCGACAACAACACGCAACAGCAUCUUGUCCCGAUCUUCGCCGAGAUGCUCCGCCAAACGAUCAACGAGAUCAUCAACCACAGAGCGAAUAGCCACGAGCCCGACUCGUUCUUCCAGGCCGUCUGGCGGCUGAACCCGAGAUUCCGGGGCUUCCAACAGCAAGAUUCGCACGAGUUUCUGCGGAUGAUGCUCGACAAGGUGCACAGCGAUUUGCGGAAGUGCCGAAUCCCAGAGGAUGUCGAGCGAAGAUUCGCAAGCCAAUGCGGCAACGCCAGCAUGGGGGCCACCGAAUCGGCCAUAUCGCGACUUUUCGAGGGCGCCCUCCUCAGCCAGGUCAUCUGCCUGACCUGCCGCUCCGCCAGCAACAUACAGGACCCAUUUCUAGGCAAGCAU
Mesorhabditis spiculigera is the source of this 1179-nucleotide messenger RNA. NCBI's taxonomy places the organism in Eukaryota, Metazoa, Nematoda, Chromadorea, Rhabditida, Rhabditidae. The record is from the annotation of a GenBank genome assembly.